Molecule: messenger RNA, 2235 nt
Organism: Miscanthus lutarioriparius
Lineage: Eukaryota; Viridiplantae; Streptophyta; Magnoliopsida; Poales; Poaceae
Source: the annotation of a GenBank genome assembly
AUGACGAGGGGAGGCGGCAAGGAGGAGCUGGGGAAGGUGAUGGGCCCGCUGUUCCCGCGGCUCCACGUCAGCGACGCAGGCAAGGGCGGCGGCCCGCGGGCUCCGCCAAGGAACAAGAUGGCGCUCUACGAGCAGCUCACCGUGCCGUCCAACCGCUUCAGCUCCCGCGCCUCGGGGGCCAGCCUCGUGCCCUCCACGUCGGCUGCCCAGGUUUAUGGUUAUGACAGGACUCUGUUCCAGCCCUUCAAUGUGCCUUCAAAUGAACCUGCUCGUUCAUCUGAAAAGUUCAAAGGAAACUCUAUCAAUGGCCAGUCUAAUAGUACAAGAAGAGAAUCUCUGAGGAUGUCCUCACAGACCAAGAGCAAGGAUGUCUGUGCUUCAAAAUCAAUUGCCGAGUGCACCUCACAGCAUAGAGUGGGCAACACCAUCAAGUCUUCUGGGAAGAAAGUGGCCAAUGAUGAUGAAUUUAUGGUUCCUUCCAUCUGUUCUCCUAGAUUUUAUCAAUAUUCUACUCAAGAACAUGCAAAUAAAUCAAAACCCCAAUCUGCUACAAAUCCACACAAAAGUCCUUCUGCAAUGUCCAAAUCAUCUGCAAAGUGCUAUAGUACUGUGAAUAAGCACUUGGACAGAAUCAAUGAAGCUGAUAUGAGGUUAAUGAAUUCUCCAAAAGUUAAGGAGAAAGAAGCAGUGCAAGGAUCAAAAGGUGUGGAAGUUAAAGAAAAGAAUUCAUCAAUUCAGGCAUCAGAAAAGUUCAAAGACAAAUAUGCUAAACUAUGUCAAAUGAGGAAUAAGGUGAGUAAUAUAAAUCGUGCUGACAAUAACAGUCGCCAACCUACAAGCGUGAAUGGAAAAUCCACAGAAGCAAAGAACCCUACAGCAACUAGAAAUCCAUCAUCCUGUAAACCAUGUACUGAUGUAGAUAGCUCUAACUGGAAUUCUAAUUUACUGGAAAGAAGCCCACAGGAAGGUGGUGCAAAGAGAAAACGAGAACAUCACAAUGGAGAGCAAAAUGAUGAUUUAUCUGACUCCUCAGUGGAAUGCAUACCUGGGUGGGAGCUCUCUCCAGAUGAAAUUGUUGGUGCAAUUGGUCCAAAGCAUUUCUGGAAGGCGAGAAGAGCUAUUCAGAAUCAGCAGAGGGUUUUUGCUGUCCAAGUGUUCGAGCUGCAUAAGCUGAUAAAAGUGCAGAAGCUAAUUGCAGCAUCUCCACAUCUGCUUAUUGAAGGUGAUCCUGUCCUUGGCAAUGCCUUAAUGGAAAAAAGGAACAAGCUUCCUAAAGGAAAUUUGAAAGUUCAGACCCUGUCAAUCACAAACAAAGAUGAUAUCCAGCCAACUCUAGACAAACCAGAGCUAUCAAAACAAAACACAGAAGGAAACCCAUCGCACCAUUCUCGUGAUGAUGGACUUGGCGACAACCAUCAUGAUGAAGCUGCAGCAAACGAAACCUUUACAAGCAACCCUCCAGCUAUUCCUGUUGCUCCUGACAACAAACAGAAUAACUGGUGCAUGAAUCCGCCACAGAAUCAGUGGCUUGUCCCAGUUAUGUCGCCUUCUGAAGGUCUUGUCUAUAAGCCUUAUGCUGGCCCUUGUCCCCCAGUUGGAAAUCUGUUGACACCAUUUUACGCCAACUGUACUCCGUUAAGACUGCCUUCUACACCAUAUGGUGUUCCUAUGCCUCACCAACCACAGCAUAUGGUCCCUCCUGGUGCUCCUGCCAUGCAUAUGAACUACUUCCCACCUUUCAGUAUGCCAGUGAUGAAUCCAGGAGCACCAGCAUCUGCAGUGGAGCAAGGGAGCCAUGCUGCUGCGCCACAGCCUCAUGGGCACAUGGAACAGCAGUCGCUGAUCUCUUGUAACAUGUCACACCCGAGUGGCAUUUGGAGAUUUCUUGCAUCAAGGGACAGCGAGCCACAAGCCAGCAGCGCCAGCAGCCCUUUCGAUAGGCUUCAAGCUCAAGGUGACGGAAGUGGCCCGGUGUCAUUCUUUCCCUCGGUUCCGAAUGCCCAGCUUCAGCCCUCAUCUGGAGGCCGGGACCAGCAGAACCAUGUAAUCAGGGUUGUUCCACGUAACGCACAGACUGCUUCAGUUCCGAAUGCCCAGCCUCAGCCGUCAUCUGGAGGCCAGGACCAGCAGAACCAUGUAAUCAGGGUUGUUCCACAUAACGCACAGACGGCUUCAGAGUCAGCAGCACGGAUUUUCCGGUCAAUACAAAUGGAGAGGAAGCAAAAUGAUUCGUAG